AUGGGAAUUGAGAUUUUUUUCUGUGAAGGAAAACUAAUUUGCGUUCAAGUCCUAUUGCAUCUUCUUAUAUUUUAGUUCAAUUUAAAAACAAAAUAAUUUGAUAACAAUCAGAAAGUAAAUUCUAAAUCAAGCAAAUAAUGUAACUCAUAAUUUCCUUAAAAAUGGGUUACAUUAAAAUAGAUUUUGGUAAGUAAAAAUGGAAGUUUUGUAAAUCUUAUUAAAUUUGAUGAGAAUUGGGAUUAGUCAAUUGAUUUUAGAAAAGCGUCAAUUUAUGGCAUAGUGUCAGAAGUUGCUGAAGAUAUGAUUACUUGGGAUUAAAAAUCUUUAGAAAUCUAAGUUAGAUAAUAUAUAAUUGAGAUUAAGUGA
Molecule: messenger RNA, 366 nt
Organism: Paramecium octaurelia
Lineage: Eukaryota; Ciliophora; Oligohymenophorea; Peniculida; Parameciidae
Source: the annotation of a GenBank genome assembly